GGCGUUCGGGCAGCGAGUGAUCGAGGGAUGCAUGCAUGUGAUCGGAGAUCGAUUCGCCGUGCGAUCUCCAGUCCCUCUCCGUCUGCUUGUUACUCUCGUACCCAACAGGUGAAGCAGACAUACAAAACGAAGCCAUGACAGUGGACGUCGACCCUACAACCCAGGCGAACUACACCAGCAUCGCCUCAGAACAUGUCCACUUCGACUGGACCAUCGACUGGGCCAAGCAGGUCAUCUCCGGAUCCGUCACCCACACUCUAACAGUGAGGGAGGACGGCGUGGACGAGCUGGUUCUGGAUGCACUCGCUCUGGAUGUGCACAAGGCGUUCGUUGAGACAAGAGGUCAAGGUCAGUCCGACAAUUUCACGCUGGGUCCCAGCCAUCCGGUUAUGGGCGCAGCGCUCCAUGUGCCCCUGCCGUCCGGCCUCAAAGUAGGUAACACAGUCAAGAGCACGAUCCACUACAGCACCACCAAGGACUGCAUGGCGCUCCAGUGGCUGGACAAGGAGCAAACCCAAGGCAAGACCUUCCCCUACCUCUUCAGCCAGUGCCAGCCCAUCUACGCGCGGAGCCUCGCGCCGCUGCAGGACACGCCGUCCGUGAAGAUCGUGCACCUACUCCGCGAACGUAGCUCCACCAUCCCCGUCCUCCUCUCCGCCAUCCGCGCCUCGCCGCCCUCCGACGGCCCCGCACACGACGGGAAGGUGAUCGGCAAGGACGUCGUGACCUACACCUACAACCAGGCAAUGUGCUACCGCGUGCCACGAUCGAGGCAGAGUGGCGCUGGUGUGGCCGAGCCCGAGUUCGUCGACGCUGCGUACUGGGAGUUCGGCGAUGCGAUCAACAACUUCAUGUUGAAGGCGGAGACCGUGCUUCCGCCGUACAGAUUUGGUGUGUACGACGUACUCGUUCUGCCCCCUUCGUUCCCGUACGGUGGAAUGGAAAACGCAUGUUUGACGUUCCUCACGCCAACACUCCUCGUCGGCGAUCGUUCGCUAGUCGAUGUCGUGGUCCACGAGCUCUCUCACUCAUGGUUCGGCAACGGUGUAACACAAGCGCACUCGACCCACUUCUGGCUGAACGAAGGCUGGACGACGUGGAUGGAGCGGCUGAUCCUGCAGCUGCUGCACGGGCCCGCCGAGCGCGGCUUCAACUACCUGAUCGGGUACAAGUCUUUGAAGGACGACCUCGAGCUGUACAAGGACCGGCCGAAGGCGAGGACCCGGAUGACGCGUACAGCAAAGUCCCAUUGGAUGGGGCUGCAGAACAGACUCUGGGCGGGCUGGAUGUUUCUUCCGUAUAGCAUCACCACUGCCGAGUGGAAGUCGCAUUACAAGAUCAAGGCGUUGGACAGCAUCGACUGGGAUGGCUGGCUUUACGGAGAGGGCACAGAACUGCCCGUCAAAAUGCAGUACGACGUGACGCUCGCCGAACAAUCGGCUUCGGCUCCAACCAGAUCGGUGUGUCGCUUUCCUUCCAUGACCGGACUUCUUGCUAACGCGCGGCCCAUCUGCAUAGUCGUCUUCCUCGAACGCCUCCACAGCUACCCCGCCCUGCCCGCCACGCAUGUCACGCUCCUCGGCAGCCUCUACAAGUUCUCCACGACGACGAACGCCGAGAUCCGGCUGCGCUUCUACGAGUCGUCCGCGGCGAAGACGCUCGCGCCCGAGGCGGCCAAGUGGGUCACGGGCGAGGACGGCACCGGCGUCGUCAAGGGACGCAUGAAGGACGUCAGCAAGGUCGACCGGGACCUGGCCCGGCUCAUCGAAAAGGAUCUUGGUUUAGCAUGAUUCACGCAAGUACAGUUGAGAGCAUUUCCCACUUGGACAUCCUCUCCCGUUGAGUGUGGUAGCAAUAUACAAACAAAUGACAGGGAAUCCAAUCCCACUGAUAUAAGAAC
This is a messenger RNA of Fomitopsis serialis, 1900 nucleotides long. RefSeq lists its product as uncharacterized. Lineage: Eukaryota; Fungi; Basidiomycota; Agaricomycetes; Polyporales; Fomitopsidaceae. Gene Ontology annotation, biological process: proteolysis. The transcript is spliced from 21 exons. The record is from RefSeq and is a predicted model, not a curated record. Gene Ontology annotation, cellular component: cytosol. Gene Ontology annotation, molecular function: metallopeptidase activity; epoxide hydrolase activity; aminopeptidase activity. Bases 135 to 1790 code for a protein of 551 amino acids.